This is a messenger RNA of Phyllotreta striolata, 6963 nucleotides long. Lineage: Eukaryota; Metazoa; Arthropoda; Insecta; Coleoptera; Chrysomelidae. The record is from the annotation of a GenBank genome assembly.
CUGGAAUCCAAUCCCAACGCUCAAGCUAAAGAAAAUUUUAGUAUCAAAUCGACUUGUUAGUUAGUUAGUGACCGUCCGGUAUCUAACAUCAUUAGUCGAUUUACUUUCGAUUCGAUUCGAUUUGGAAUAUCGAGAAAAUAAACCCUCCUGCUGGCGAGAAAUUCGCGUUUCUAUUACUGCUCAUUUACCCCCCGCAUUGGCAUCAGUUUUGGUUUUUUUUUGUAUUAUUUUCGUUUUUUGUUGUUGUGUGUUUCCGCAAUUUUUACUCAGCCCUGCGUUGAAUUAAAUGUAAACCGCCGAGGGAACAAUGCUCCUGUACCGUUUGGGCAUGUCCUCGCUGGCGAUGCUCGCCAUGCUGCACUGCACCAGCACGCAGCAUUGCCCCAUGUGGAGGCAAAUCGUGCCGUGCACCUGCAAGACUGACUACGUCGACAAGGUGACCACCAUCACCUGCGACAAGAUGACCUCCUUCGAGCACGUGGUGGAGAAGCUGCGCGGCCACUUCAACCCGGAGGACCGCGUCUCCCUGCGGCUGGCCUACUCCACGUUGGGCGAUCUCUACAAGCGCAGCUUCGACGAGUUCAACAUGACCAUCGUCAAUUUGAAGCUGAACCACGACGUUAUAGGUUUUUUAGAUCCGGAAACCUUCCGGAGCCUGACGCGCGUCAACUACUUCAGUUUGGCCGACAACGAUCUGCGUGAGGUGCCCGAGAAACUGUGGAAGCAGAUGCCCAACGUGAAGACCUUGGACUUGGGCCGCACCAAGAUCAAAACCCUAUCGGAAACCAGCUUCUCGAAUUUAAAGGACAUCGAAUGCUUGGUGUUGGCCGGCAAUCAGAUAUCCGAGAUGGAUCCCAAGUCGAUACCGCCGCAAAUCCAGCGGCUCCACAUCGGCAGGAAUCACAUCAAGCGAUUGAACAAUACGUUGAAGAACCUCACGGAGUUGAAGUGGUUGUUUAUUAACGGAAACGAAUUGGAGGACAUCGAAAGCCAGUUGCCCAAAUUCGCGCCCAAAUUAAAAUUAAUUCACGCUUCGGAUAAUCUUCUGGAAAAACUACCGCAGCAACUCAAGAACUAUCCGACUUUAGAGUCGAUUUUCUUCCACAACAACAAGCUGAGGUCUCUGGACGGGGCGCUGUCCAAAUCCACGCAUCUCCAAUUAGCCGAGUUGGAGCACAAUCAAUUAGCAAAAUUGAGCGAAGAAGAUUUCGCCGUUCCCUCUUCGUUGAAGUCCUUAUUCCUGGCCUUCAACGAGCUCACUAGUUUGAACAAUUCCCUGACCAAACUGACCAAUCUGAACUUCCUGAAUUUGAAGUUCAACCGCCUCACGGAGUUCUCCUUGGAGGAGAUCGUCGAUUUGAAGGAGUUGCGCAGCAUCGAUUUGUCCUACAAUCGCAUCUCCACGUUGAAGGGACCGCCGCCUAAUUUGGUCGAUUGGAACAUCAAACUGACGGAGCUGAAGCUCGACCACAACGAUCUCCAGACCCUAAACGGAGCCCUAUCCGGCCUCACCGAGCUGCUUCGGUUGAAUCUGAGCUUCAACAAGUUGAGGAAAAUCUCGCCCGAAGACUUUAUUGGUUUGGAAGAGCUGCGAUUGCUCGACAUAUCCUACAAUUACUUGACCACCUUAGAGGAGACCAGCAAGACGUACCUACCGAGAUUGUCGGAGUUGAAGGCCAGCCACAAUUUGCUGACGAUAUUAGAUAAGGAUUUCCACGGUUUGCCUGUCUUGUGUUACGCAGAUUUGUCCAAUAAUCAAAUCGUCGCUCUGGGAAGGGAUUUGGUGGCGAAAACUCGAUGUACUAUAGAACAUGGAGUACACGAAGGCACUUGGGACAUUUUGAAAAUAAACCUUCAAGAAAACCCGAUACUUUGCGAUGCCGCUUUACCCGACAUAACAUCGAUCAUGGAAACAAACCACACUAGAAUAUACGGCGUGUCCCAUUGCCCUCCAUUGAACGAACAACCGACGACAUCCAAACCGAACGCCUUUUUGGGCUACGUACCCGACUCCAAGACAUCGAAACCCAUCUACAACCCACCGAUAGAGUACCAAAACGAGCAAGAAGCCCAGCACACCGACAACCAAACCCCCCGAGUGCAAAACGUCGAACCCCUAUCUUCGGGAAGCCCCGAAUUGCGCUACGAAAUCCACAACAACGAUCCCACCAUCGUCGAAGACAACUCCAACAUCACCGAGCAUUUGAACGUUGUUAACGGUAACGAUACCGCAACGGCGGGGAGCGAUAAUAGCGGCAGUAAGCCGCCUUCUGGUGGAAAUUUCGACCCGGUGAAGCAGGGAAAGCAGAUCGACAAGCUCGCCUCGGAGAUCGAGGAGUUGCGCACGCGAAUCGACCAGUUAUCCAACCAGAAUCAAAUGCUGUUGAGCACGAAAUUCGUCAAGGACGAGAAGUUGUCGGAGUUGCAGAAGCCCUGAGAGGAAGGAGGUCGGUCGCUCGACUAGUCGUAUCGAGUAGGUAAGUAGUUUGUCACUAAGUAAGCAGAAACGUAGUUUUUGGGGGAUACGCUAAAUUUCAAUGGGGAAAUGUACUUUUAACGCCGCGUUUACAAGGCUCAUGGUAGUCGAGAUGUUACUAGUCAUUAAAAAAUAAAAAUGCUACUUAUCAAACGAAUCCAAUAUACUUUUAUACCUACAAUGUGGUGCAUAACUGUAGUGCCACCUUUAUUUUCGAAUGUUAGGAAACUUUUUUCAAAUUUGUACGAAUUGAACUUAUCAGAACCAUCUAACCUAUUUAACUCGCAAGAAAAAAAUAACUUAAAAAUGACACUAUUUUUUUAGAAAAUGAAAUAAAGAUGUUUCCUAACAUUAGAAAAUUAUGGAGGUAUUGUUGUUAUACCCCACAGUGUAUAAUUCAUUAUUCAAUUAAAACGCGGUACUUCACUCCUAUGCAGCGCUUGCAAAUGCAUUUACGAAUAAAUUAAUAUAACAACCAUUCCAGAAAUAAAAAAAAACAAUAAUUAAUAGACAUUAUUCGACCAGCUCGAUUAUUCUAAAAUUGAAAAAAAGUACCUGUUCAAUGUAUAUAAUUAAUAAAAAAUAUCACGAUCGUUAGAAUUAAGAAUUAUCUAAUAAUUAACAAGUCAUUCUUAGUGACACAUCAAUGAAAUGAAAGCAUAUAAGAUUAAUGUGAUAUUUUAGACGAAUUUAAACGUUAUAACAAGAUAGUGCCAUAUUUUUACAAAUUAUUUACUAUUAUUUAAUAUUGUACGUUUAGUUGUUUUGUAUAUAUGUUUAACUAACUCGACGCAGCUUUUCCUAGUUCGUAGACAAUUCUUACAAUUAGAUCAAAUGUAUUUUAUAUUAUCAAACGGUUUAAAUGUAUAAAUAAAAUAGUUUAAUUAAAACGCAGACUUUUUUAUUCGUACUCGUAUUUUCCUAUACAACAAAGUACUGUACCUGAUAUAACUAAUACUGCUCCCAAAAUUGAUCCUAAAACCAAUAAUGAUUAUAUCGACUGACCCGUUAUACAGGGUGUCCCGUAUAAGAACCGAUACACAAGAGAGGCGCGAAGGGAAGCCCAAAAUAUGAUGUUCAACCCAACUUAAGUUAAUACAAAGUUACAUUCAUGAGAAGUUAUAGGCCUUCUAAGUGGAGUUACAAAUUUAAAAUAAUAUUAAUAUCUCAGUAAUACUCAAACUUAAAAGAUAUUCCGAUGUUCCCUUAAAAUGUUACAGAAUUUUUUUACCUGAUCAUGAUUAGAUCAUUUGAUAGGUAAUUGAUUUGAGAACAUUUUUUAUUCUUUUUCAUUAAAGUUCUUUGUCGUUUUGAUGGAACAUAAAUUCAUGGAUAAUUCAAAAGUUGCCUGUUUUAAGCAGAGUUAAACAACAUAUUUUAGGUUUCCCUACACGCCCCUGCUCUGUAUGAGUUCUUUUGUAUUUCCAUGUCUUUCCAUGUCUUAUAUAUUUUCAAUAUGCAGUGUGUCCCUAGGUGGAGUGGACGAAAUUGUAAUUUGUAACACUUUUGUAAUUUUUCUCUAAUAACAAACUUCUUUUUAACAUAAACAAAGAUUAGAUACAAUUUUCAAAAAGAAACGAAGAUAGAGAAUUUAUUUAACGUCACUGAUUUUAUUUAUUUUUUUGGGUAUUUCCAUUUUAUUUAGUCUAUCAGUAUUAUAAAAUAUAACGUAAAAUAAUAAAUAAUGAUAAUUCACAUUUGAGGAAAUUCCAUGGUUUAAUUUCAUGUUCAAUUUAAUAUUAAUGUUCCACAUUUAUUAAAACCUUGUACAUAUUAGAGUCCAGAUUUUAACAUAGCAAAUUUAAUUUUUUCAACAAACAAGCCUCUUUAUAAGGAAUAACUUUUCUUCGUAACAUUAAAAAUUAUGAUUUCAUUCCUCUCAUCCUCAAGUCCAUCCAGGUACACACUGUACAGGGUGUUUUUUAAUAACAUGCUAAUACUGAAGGGGGUGAUUUUUGGGGCCUUUUUAAGAAAAAGAGAACUUCAUAUGUUAACUUCAUAUAAGAACUUCCCUGUGCAGAAAUUAGGUAAUAAUAAAUUUUGACAUGUUUGACAUGUAUGUUCAUAUGAAGUUUUUUUCUUAAAAUGGGUCCAAGAAAAAGCCGCUUCAGUAUUAGCACUUGCUAAUGACAUCAUUAAAAAACUCCCUGUAUAGUAAUAAAUAUAAAAAAACAGAAUGGUUAAUAAAUAAAGUUAAAAAUAACAUAAAUUAAAAAAUCUUACUUAUUUUGGGAAAUUCUUUCUCGAUAAACCAACCGGAUAUCGCUGUGAAUACGAAUGCUAAGGAAUUUGCUACAGGCACUGCCAAUGUUAUAUCGGCAUUAGUUAGGGUUAAAUAAUACAAUACCGAUCCUAAUUGAUUGAUUAACAUAGGAAAUAACUGCAAAUUAGUAGCUAGAUAUUUUAUUUCUAAAGCGAAUUGAGCUAUUCUAGAAUUACCCUUUACUUUCAGGAUAUCUUUGGAGUUUUUCUUUAUUAGCGGAUUUGUUGUUCCCCACAAAAUGCCGGUGCCCAGCAAACUUACUGAAAUAGGGUAUAAAAUAUGUGUUAAUCAGUGAUUAUGUUGUUUUAUUUAAAAAACUUACAUAUCUGCAAAAACAUGAUGAAAAAUACAAAUAUAAACAAAUUAAAUCGGAUAUGUGUCAAAAAUGUCACUGUCAAUUAAGUCUUCUUUUUUUUUGGUCUCUUUCUGAACACCAUGUUCAGUUAUUUUUUUUUAGUAAAUUUGGUUACAUAUUAUUUUCACAAUUAUUUAAAAGUUUAGUUUAGUAAUAAGUAAAAACUUAUAUACAAAUUUUUAUUUCUGGUGCGUUUUGAGUGCAAUGAGAUGUUAAUGUAUUGAUUUCCUUGAUUUGACAAAAUUGUUUCUUUUACUGUUAUUUCAAGAUACACAAUAAAUACAAAAUUACAAAAACUAAAAUAUUCGAUGAACUAAACAUGAGUUUAUAUACACUAAAAAAGUAUUCAGUUUUUUAAAAUCAAUCUCACAUUACAAACAUUUACUUAUAACAUUUAUAUUCCUUAAAUUAAGGCCUCAACUUCGACACAAUCCAAGGUACAUAAUUGGCUACUUUCGUGUAGACUCCAGGCCAGCCUUCCAUACCGCAAGGUGAAGGCCCGAACGAUACCACACCGAUCACGAACCAAUUCAGCUGAUACUCCGCAUCGGGGGACAAUUUCAUGAGGGGUCCUCCGCUGUCUCCUCUGCAAGAAUCCUUGCCCUUUUCACCACCUGCGCACAACUGACCAUUAUUAACGGUCACGCCGGCCUGACGGUAGGUUCUCGAGCAAUCCGAAUUCGUUUUAACAGGCACCUAAAACCAAGAGUUAAAGUAGAGAGAAUUAUUUCAAAAGAAUUUGUACCCGGAAAUUUGGAAUAAAACGUAAUAUUCCUUCAUUAAUAUUUCUUGAGUGUUCUUCAAAAUAUGUUUGCUCCUUUUGAAGCGAUACACAUAGUCAGACGCCUUUUCUAAUCAUCCAAGCACCUUUAAAAUCCCUUUUUGGUACGGCUUUUAGCUCCUUCCGCGAAUUUUCUGUGAUGGCAUUUAGGGAGUCGAAACGGGAUCCUCGAAGUGACAAAUGGAAUUUGGGAAACAAAUAAAAAUAUCGCACGAGGCUAUAUCUGGUGAGUAAGGCGGCUGGUCGAUGGUACGUUGAUAGCAAUCAUGAUGGAAAGUGAAGAGAAUUGGGAGGUGGUUAGAGCAAUGGUGGGCAGAAUAAUGAAAAGUAAGGGGAGGAUGAGAGAUUAAGGCAAGGAAGAGGAUAAGAGAGCCUGCUGGUGGCCGAAGAUAUGCGGAGGAGGUUUUAGCCAGAGUAGCGCCUAGCAUAACCAUGCAAAGCAGGAACCAUGCGGUUUCCCCUUCAACCCUUAAAAGAGAGUGGGCAGGGUAGAAUAGGGAAGUUAGGGUAGCUAGUAUUAGAAAAAAUUGCUUCAAAAUAACCGAGCAUCUGGUUUGCUUAGAAUUAAAAGAUCUAUACGCAGUUAAAAAAAAAAAAAGUAUCAACUUAUGAGACACCCUGUAUAGUAGGUAAAUGAAAUUUGAGCAAUUUUACUCACGUCCAGUUUUAAUUUGAUGUUACUUUCGGAUCUUUUUUCGGUUUUUCCCCAACCGGAUACAGUUAAUUUGGUGCCGGUAUAAUCUCUGCUUUGGUCUAAGCUGGUUUUGGGUAGACAAAUCGGUCGAACGAAUCCUAAAAAAAAUAUUUGUAAUUUUUGUAAUCCUACCAUUACAUUUCGAACCAAAAAUAAACUAAGACUUAACUAAUUUAUCAAAGAUAACUUACCGGUGUAUUUAACUUCCCUAGCCAGCCUGAGAAGAGCAAUAUCAUUGUACUGGUUAACAUCGUACGGAUUGUACUGCUCAUGUGCAAUUGCCUCUUCGACCAGCACAUUAACAGGUGGAGGAGCGCAUCUUUGCUUGCCGUUUUGCAAUGAUACGCAGUCGGAAUCGGUUUCCGUGUUGUAUUCUCCCAAUCGUACGCUCGAA